CACACACACUCGGAUCAGCCAACACUAACACACACACACGUUUAAAUUGGGAACACAGGAAAUAGCGCGGUAGAUUCAGGAAAAUGUUCAUAGGCAAUUUCCAUAUGAUGCAGCACACUCGAAGGGGCACAGCUCCUGAGGGAGAUGAUCAACGAAGUCUGAGAUCCGGUUCAUAUAAAGGAUCAAUGAGGUGUUACGACUGCAGGAUGCAUUUCAUGUCCCGCACCAACAUGCUCAUCUUGGACUACAAACAGUACAAGGCAGCUCGACGUAUUCAAAAAAUAUGGCGUCGAUUCUACACCCGGAAAAACUUUGAGGACAGAAGGAAGGCGGCCAUAACCAUUCAGCGCUGGUGGCGCGGCUUCUCGGUUAGAAACAAGUACUAUAGCUUUGUGGAAAAUACUUUGCAGAAGCGGGUUGUGGAACACUACCACAAGUCAGCCACCAAGAUCCAGGCCCUGUUCCGAGGAUGGUGGAGCCGGCGCACGAUUCACGACCACAGCAAGUUGCUCAGGAUGCAGGUGUGCGCCGCCGAGGAUCUUCUCAACUGUGUCGCCUUCAAGUUGCAUCACCUACUUCGAACCUACUCGAUUCCAGGAGUCUAUUCGCUAAAGAACUCCAACUGCUUAUCGCGAAUAGAGAAACUCUUGGCCAGCUUGCACUUUCGAUUUCACAAUGGUAAGGAGAAACAGCAAAUCGCGAAAAAUAUCGCCGACAGAAAUGGGGAACGUAAAAAUUUUCAAAAAAGUGAUAAGUACAGUAAAGUUCCCUUUGAGGGGGCACGCUAUUGGAGCCAAUGCAGGCCAAAGUGCGACUUGGCCUUGAAAAUGUCCAAGGACAUUGACAAACGCAUGUACAGGAUCAUUGACAUGUACGAUGCUUCUCAGAGGGAGGCCCAUAAGGCAUUGGUAGAGAAGAAUUUAAAGCAUAAAAAACAAAAUAAGCUUUUGCGUAAUAUACAGAAGUCAGCAGAGCAUAAUAAACGAGACUUUUGCGGCGAUGUGAUUGCCAGUAUGCGUCGUUGGAAAAUUCUGGUGGAUAACAAUCUCCAUGUAGACAAAAACAUCUUUAGGAACCCGGAAAAUCUGGAAAGAUUCUUAUCGGAAAUAUCACAGCUUGUGACGGAGUUUGAAAGCUGUACCUGCUAUUGCCGUAUUCCCGUGCUAACAGAAAUCUAUUGCGGCUAAGAACGUGAACGUGAUUCGUAGUGAACAAAGUAACUGAAAUAAAAAACUGUACUAAUUUUAAA
This is a messenger RNA of Drosophila eugracilis, 1249 nucleotides long. Its product is annotated as abnormal spindle-like microcephaly-associated protein homolog. Gene Ontology annotation, cellular component: spindle pole. Gene Ontology annotation, biological process: mitotic cell cycle; spindle organization; establishment of meiotic spindle localization. Gene Ontology annotation, molecular function: protein binding. The record is from RefSeq and is a predicted model, not a curated record. NCBI's taxonomy places the organism in Eukaryota, Metazoa, Arthropoda, Insecta, Diptera, Drosophilidae. The transcript has 5 exons. Bases 84 to 1187 code for a protein of 367 amino acids.